GUAGGCAUGAGUGUCACUUGUGUCCACUGGCAGGGAGUGAGUGAGAGAGCAGAUCCCACCCACCCCCCUCUCCUGCUCUGUGUUCCUGCCUGCCUCCAGCUGCUGCAGUUCGGCCUGCCCUGUCUGCUUCGGAGCGUGCUGGGAGUUGGAGGUAGAGGAGGUGGAGGGGGUGGACAAACCGUCGUGGGGAAAGCAAGCGGGUGGGGUAACGUGUGCGUGUCCCAGACUGGGCAACCAUUUCCAAAAAAGCUCGCUCUCUACGGACUAAAGUUGACUUGCGAGGCAUUUUCCCUCGUCGGGCUGUUGGAGCCACUUCUCUAACAGAGACCCCCUGAAACUUGCGCGACUGUUUUCUGCUUGUUUUUUUUUUUUGUGUUUUUUGUUUUUCCUGCAGCGCUGCUGUUGCUCCGUGCUACGGAGACUCAUUGGUUGGGAGAGGAUUGCGCAUUGGCUCUUGUCUGUAUCCACCUCGGAGGGAAGAGGAACAUUGCAGUAGUAAAGGCUCAUGUUUUCUUCGCUCCAAACGUCACUGCUGGAGUUGAAUAUCUUCACAUAGUCAUUUUCUUGACGCGGAUUCUCUGGCUCUGCCGUUCAUUCCUCACGGGCAGGAUGCGUCCGCUACUGUAGGAUAUUCCGCUCUGUUGUUGACAAACAGUUUUCCCAAUAACUUUCCAACGAGCUUCGAGCGCAAAGAAGAGGGGAGCAAUGUCCACACCGAGGUUCAAAAAGGAUAAAGAAAUCAUCGCAGACUAUGAGAGCCAAGUCAAAGAGAUUAGGACGCAGCUGGUGGAGCAGCAGAAAUGCCUCGACCAGCAGACGGAAAUGCGGGUGCAGCUGCUGCAGGACCUUCAGGACUUCUUCAGAAAGAAAGCAGAAAUUGAAAUGGAGUACUCCAGAAACCUGGAAAAACUGGCUGAGCGCUUCAUGGCGAAGACUCGCAGCACCAAGGACCACCAGCAGUAUAAAAAAGACCAGAAUCUGCUGUCACCAGUCAACUGUUGGUACCUGCUGCUGAACCAGGUCAGGAGGGAGAGUAAAGACCAUGCGACACUGAGUGACAUCUACCUCAAUAAUGUUAUCAUGAGGUUCAUGCAAAUCAGCGAGGACUCCACGCGGCUACUGAAAAAGGUGAGGAUGGACAGAUUACUUGGCUACUCCUGAUUAGCUGACCAAAAAAGGCUAGCUAAUCAGCUAAUGACCUGACCUAUAUUUCUUUUGCCUACCUGCCAUUUAUCUAUAUUUGUUCAAAAUUGAGUUGUUUAGGUCAGAGACUGUGACAGGAAAUGGAUUUUAUCAUGUAGAAUUAAGGUCACUACCUGGUUUUAGGAGGUGACCUUUCCCCCCUCACGCUCUAGAAUUUGCUCAUAAUUAAUCUAAUAAUUUCCUCUGUGUCUCAGCUAAAUGUUUCCUAAGCCUAAAGCAAGACAGAUAUGUCCCUUUAGUUGACAGCUAAAAUUAAGACAGAUUGUCUCACUCCAA
Messenger RNA from Poecilia latipinna (sailfin molly), 1479 nucleotides. RefSeq names its product SLIT-ROBO Rho GTPase-activating protein 1-like. NCBI's taxonomy places the organism in Eukaryota, Metazoa, Chordata, Actinopteri, Cyprinodontiformes, Poeciliidae. The record is from RefSeq and is a predicted model, not a curated record. The transcript is spliced from 3 exons. Bases 706 to 1161 code for a protein of 151 amino acids.